CUUUCCAUACAAUCCAGGAUGCAGAGCUAAGAUCAGACUGUUGGGAUUGUACAGUGACCCUGUCACAGCUGGGCAGGCCAAACUCUGCGCCCCUUCAGCUGCAUGUGCGGCCCUUCUGCUGGGAUCUGUUAAAAGAAUUGUGGACUUAAAAUGACUGAGCGCUUUGACUGCCACUACUGCAAGGAGUCUCUCUUUGGCAAAAAGUACCUGCUGAGGGAGGAGAAUCCCUACUGUGUGAAGUGCUAUGAGAGCCUAUACUCUAACUCAUGUGAGGAAUGCAAGAAGCCAAUAGGUUGUGAUGGCAAGGAUCUUUCCUAUAAAGACCGCCACUGGCAUGAAUCCUGUUUCCAUUGCUUCCAGUGCAAGAAAUCCCUGGUGGACAAGCCUUUUGCUGCUAAAGAUGAACACCUCAUUUGCACUGAGUGCUACUCUAAUGAGUAUUCUUCUAAGUGCAGCGAGUGUAAGAAGACAAUCAUGCCAGGAACUCGCAAGAUGGAGUAUAAAGGUAACAGCUGGCAUGAGACCUGCUUUAUUUGCUCCCGUUGCCAACAACCCAUAGGGACAAAAAGCUUCAUUCCAAAGGAUAAUCAGAAUUUCUGUGUGGCAUGCUAUGAAAAACAAUUUGCAAUGCACUGCGUCCAGUGCAAGAAGGCCAUCACUACUGGAGGUGUUACAUACCGAGAUCAGCCUUGGCAUAAGGAAUGCUUUAUUUGUACAGGAUGCAAGAAACCGCUAUCUGGUCAACGCUUCACCUCUCGUGAUGAAUUUGCCUACUGUCUGAAUUGCUUCUGCAACCUGUAUGCCAAGAAAUGUGCUGGAUGCACCAACCCUAUAAGUGGGCUUGGAGGAGCCAAGUAUAUCUCUUUUGAAGAACGUCAAUGGCACAGUGACUGCUUUAAUUGUAAGAAGUGUGCUAUUUCCUUGGUGGGCCGUGGUUUCCUUACAGAAAGAGAUGACAUUCUUUGCCCUGAAUGUGGAAAAGACAUAUAAUUUAAAAAAGGCAUACAUGAAUCAACAUACCUACAUGUGACGUCAUACAUAUUCUUAUAAAUAUAUAUGCUUUUAUUCCAUUAAAUCAGUUGUAGAUUAUUUAACAUAUAUCUCUCAGAGGUAACAUUUUAUUCCCAGGCCAUCUGUAUAACACAUUAUAGCAAAAGUUUAGGCUUGUAGGUUAUGGAAUACUGCACAUUGUGAUAUAUUAAAGAGAAAGAGACACUGAAUGCACUAUACUGAAAUCUUACAUUCUGUGCAGACACAGUGCUAAUGCUGACUAACCUCUUGGGUGCCAGUCAGUUUCCAGUUGGCACAAGGGCAGAAUUUUGGAGUUAUUUCAAAUGUAGCACAUGUUCCAAGUUGUUUCAUGCUAUACAUUUUCCCUGUUGCUUUUCCUGUUGCAUCUGACUAAAGGAGCAAAAAAACACUAAGACAUAGAAGGGCCUUAGGGUGGUCCACAUUCCGCAAAACCUCUAGCAACUAGUCUAAUAUAAAGGUUCACCUAGAAAUGGGUCAUAGCAAAAACUGUAUAGUUUAGGAUUUGACACCCCAAAAUAACCAAUAAUAGAUUAACUUUAGAAGCUUGCUUAUAAUAUACCAGUAACAGAGUAACCACAUUUAAUUAAUAAACCAAAAUUUAAUUAUACAAUGUUUCCAGGCAAUUUAUAUUUAUUCCUUGCACAUAUUUCCAAGUCAUCCACUCAAUGGGACUGUAUAACUUGGAGUCAUAUAAAUAAAAGCCCUUAGUUUAUAACUGGUGGAUAUUUGUUUGAAGUUGUUAUUAGAGGCUCGUGAGAAACAUGUUGCUUCCCACCCCCCUAGAUGUUGCUCCCAGUGGCCUCAAAGUAGGCACCCAUUUUUACAUUUCUGGCUUGAAGGCAAGAGCCUCCUGCAGGCUAGCAGCCCACAUGGGGCUACCAAAUAGCCACAGUCCUUAUUUGGCAUCCCCAAAGAACUUUUUUCAUGUUUGUGUGGCUCUCUAACACUUCCUACAUCUCAGUGUGGCUCAUGAGUAAAUACAUUUGGGGUUCCCUUUUCUAUGUACACCUUUAUAUAUUCUCUCUUUUCAGUGAUGUUCCAAAGAUAAGAAGAGAUCAAUGAUAAUAGGAUUAGUGGCAGCUAUGUUUCCAUGCUCAUACAUAACUUCCUGUACAGCAAUACAGAGGGCAUGCUCUUUGCCUGUCAUACUUGUCCCCAUUAUUUCCUUCUACAGGGUCGGACUGGCGGGUGAAGGGCCCACCGGGGCCCCUAACCCCCCUCCCAACGUCCUACCCCAAGCACGUAAAUAUAACGCGUCAGGGGAGGAGCGGUUGGGCAGGGGGAGCGCUGCAAGAGUCGGGUCUGGCUGCCAGGGCCCUGUCCUUCUAUCCUUUCCCCUGCAGCCUGCUUAAGAAUUCUAUGUUUUCCCUACCUUCAAAAACACCAGCAUUCAACAAGGCAGCAGUACCAUAAGGUGCCUUGAUAAGUUUAGCACAUCUUAGCCCAACAAAUUAGUAGUUGGGGAAACUCUUUAGUAUGUGUUGCACUUUGUUUUCUAAAGAACUGUUAUUGCUAUUAUUCAUUUGACUAUUUGUGAAAAGACUAAAUACACUAGGGGGCUGAUUUAUUAUUUUUGAAAGGUAGGGUUUAAUUAUGUCAAUGUAAAUAAAUGUGGUUAUGUUCUUCUUCACAAUACAUGUCAGAUACAUUUUAGUAUAAACAUGUGAGCUUGUGAAAUGUAGAAUGUAGCGAAUCCUACAAAGUGAACCAACCUACAUCCAAUACUUCUGGAAUAUUUGCCUAAAUAUAUUGUUAUGUAUUAAAUAGGGUAAUACAUUUGUGUUCUGAAAAAUGUAUAAACCAAUUUGCCCUUCAUUUUGAACCUCCCUAUUCAUUGCUUAUGGCUCAAUAGGAGGUCAGGCCAUCCUAUUGGACAUCUCUAGUUUUGACCACCAUUCCUCCAGCACUAUAAAUGAUCUUUUGCACCAUAAAUAAGGAGGUAAUCAUUUUACAGCGGGGAAUAGCUGGGCAAAAAGUAAAACUAUAUCUGCAUUUCUCACAGCUGCACUAAUGAUUCUUCCUUCAUUUCUAAUAUGACACCAAAUAUUCUUAAAAGAUUUUUAGAAUUUUUAUUUAUAUUUAAAUAAGAGUACACUCAAAUUUACGUUGAGCACAGGUGUAUAUUGACUACUCGAUGUCACCUCUCAGAGCUUUGUACAAUUCAUAAAUUGUUAAUAAUAAUAACAGCUACACAUACAAGAAUUCAAGAACUGUCCUUGGUCCUCCCAAAGUCAGAAACUGUUUGGAUUCAUGGUGUUAUUUUAGGGCUUGCUGAUUGAGUCUAUUUAGAGUCCAUUGCUUGAAACCAUCUGGGCAACUGGCCAGUAUUAAAGCAUUAAAUCAUUUCAAACUCAAAUCUGGGUGGUUGCAAAAGGUUGAAAAAAAUGGGUCAACCAUCUAGGAUCAUGGCAGACAUUUGACCCUAAUCCUGACUUCAGAAAGGGCAAUCAACCCACAUUUAUGAUAAUACCCCAGCAAAACAUGUUUUGCAUAAAUAAAUCAUUUAUUAUUAGUGUGCUGACCUACUGUGUCGAGAGAGGUCGCUAAUUCGGAUUUUAACCUCUCGAUCCUUCUUACAUCUGAAGAUAUGAGUAUAUUUAUCUUCUGCAAAAUUUCAUAACAUUAAGACAGCAAAAAGUCAUAUAUAAUAGUCUUGCUUAAAAAAUGUACAAAAUUGUAUGUAGAUCACUUACCUUAAUAAUGAAUGGGAAUGGCUCCUAAGUGCCCUGCUCAGGUAAUAAUUGUGCCCAUAUUAUAGAUGUGUAGACAAGUCCUAUACUUUAAGAGAUUCAUAAUAAUAUUCAACAUUUUUAUUGCCUAGACAUUUUCAAGAAAAUGUCAAAAAGACAUAAUGUCACAUGUCACACUCCUUCGAGGUUAUGGCACAAAUCAAGGAUUGAGCACUGCUAUUCCUUAGUCAGGACACUCUACAAGUUAUGUACAUUAUUGUAUUGACAUACAAAGGAAUAUCAUAAGCAGCUUACUGCUGGUCAUUAUCAAUUAAAAAUGAAUUUCCUUUGUAUUUAAUAGGAAGUGGCUUGGGUUAUCAUUAUUAAGUGGCAACAAUCAAAAUCCUAAAGCCAUAUGUAUACUAAAAAUAACACAACACUCUUUAUCUACCAGUGUGUAAAUGGCAUACAUUUUAUUUUGAUUUAUUGUACUCAAUGCAGCAAGUUUUUUUCUACUGAAUUGAAUGGUGUGCUAUGUGUGCUUCUGUGUGUGAGAGGCCAAUAUUAACUGUGCUCUAUCUACACAUAAUUAUAUUUGAUGGGCAGGGUUAUUAAAAAAAGAAAUAACAUUUUUAUUCCUAAAAAAGAUUUAGACUUAAAUAUUAAAAUAUAUAGAAAUAUAUAAUCUUAAAGAAGAGUACUGGCUCUCACACUCUCACAGAUGGUUUAUUGCAUGAAUUGGUGUGAAGAGGAAAAAUGGACAUCACAAAGUCAGUAUUAUUUUACAUGAAUUGCAUUGCACUAUAUUGUUUUUUGUUUGUUUGUUUUUUCGCAAGAAUAAAACGUUUUAAACAGA
This is a messenger RNA of Xenopus tropicalis (tropical clawed frog), 4557 nucleotides long. It is a transcript of the gene fhl2, whose product is annotated as four and a half LIM domains 2. The record is from RefSeq and is a predicted model, not a curated record. Gene Ontology annotation, cellular component: nucleus. Lineage: Eukaryota; Metazoa; Chordata; Amphibia; Anura; Pipidae. The transcript has 6 exons. The coding region runs from base 151 to 990 and encodes 279 amino acids.